This is a messenger RNA of Oppia nitens, 838 nucleotides long. Its product is annotated as 3-oxoacyl-[acyl-carrier-protein] reductase FabG-like. Lineage: Eukaryota; Metazoa; Arthropoda; Arachnida; Sarcoptiformes; Oppiidae. The record is from RefSeq and is a predicted model, not a curated record. The transcript is spliced from 3 exons. The coding region runs from base 1 to 819 and encodes 272 amino acids.
AUGUCUAUUAAAUACGAUUUUACCGGUAAAGUAGUACUGAUAACCGGUUCGAGUUCGGGUAUCGGUGCCGUUACUGCUGUCCAGUUUGCCAAAUCGGGUGCCAUGGUUGUGGUCACUGGUAGACGAUCGGAUAAAUUAGCCGAAGUGGCCAAACAAUGUACAAGUGUUUCGCCGAAAAAAUUGAAACCACUUGAAGUGGUAGCCGAUGUUACUAAAGAUCAGGAUAUUAAACGUUUAGUGGAGACAACUGUCCAACAUUUUGGUCGACUGGACAUAUUGGUCAACAAUGCCGGCGCCGGUACUAAUGCACCGCUUAGUGAUCCAGAGUUUUAUGAUAAAUAUCAGAAAACAUUUCAAUUGAAUUUGAAUUCAAUGGUAUUACUGACACAUCUAUCUAUCGAUCAUUUGGCCAAAACUCGGGGAAACAUUGUUAACAUAUCAAGUAUUUUCGGACUCAGAGCCUUUUCAAACUAUGCCCCCUAUUGUAUGGCUAAAUGUUCAAUAGAUAUGUUUACCAAAUGUUGUGCCGCGGAAUUGGGACGAAAACAUAUUAGGGUUAACUCUAUCAAUCCAGGACCUAUUAAAACUGAAUUUCUAACUGCUAUGGGUCUACCCAUUGAACAAUCCGAUGCCUUGUUUGACGGUUUUGGUUCACAAACACCGGUAGGCAGGGCUGGACUACCCGAUGAAGUUGGCGAUGCUAUACUAUAUCUGUCAAGUGAUCAUUCAAAAUUUAUAACCGGUUCCCAAUUGAUUAUCGAUGGCGGCUCAGUGGCCGGCAAUACUAUGGUCAACGAAUUGGAUAAAUUGGUGCAAUAAAUAAAAAAUAAUAAUAGUU